Messenger RNA from Yarrowia lipolytica CLIB122, 3378 nucleotides. Lineage: Eukaryota; Fungi; Ascomycota; Dipodascomycetes; Dipodascales. The record is from RefSeq and is a predicted model, not a curated record.
AUGUGUUUCAACCUGCCACUGCCACAUCUUCCUCCAUAUCUUCCAUUCAUCACCAGUUCCUUCUUUUUCUUUUCCUUUUUUCCCUUUUCUCUUACUAACACAGACGCCCCCAUUGAAUUCGAAACCACAAUCAUCGACCCCGCCGAACAGACGUCGCAUCACGUGAGCGAGAGCCGCCCCACACACCUCUCGUUCUCGUCAUCGUCGGAGUCACCACGUGACCAGUCACGUGAGCAAUCAUCACGGGACGUGUCAGCGUCGCCCGUAUUCCCCAAGCGGCAGCAGUCGUUGCUCCGGCUCGACGAACACAUGGCCGGCGGCGCUGGGGAGUCACGUGACGAGCCACAUGGCGAACCAUCUGACGAUGCCCACAAAUCGCGCGCGUCGUCCACGUCGUCGUCGUCCUCCUUUGGCCAGUCGUGGAACCAGUCGUCGGCUUCUCAGCGAGCCAGUGUCUCCAGUAUGGGUGGAGUAGAUGUGGCUCAAAAGCGGCCAGGACCCUCUUCUGGAGGACUCACGGGAGCAUCAGCGGCUUCUGGAAUGCCCCCAGCGCCUACUUCGCAGGCGCCUGCGAUUCCACCCAUCACUCCACAGAUGCAGACAGGCGCCUUUGAGCAGUACACUCCACAGACUGCUCCACCGAUCCCAACCCAAUCCCAGCUGGGUCAAGAUGGCCGAAAGAGGGCAGCGACACUGGAUCGGCAGCAGCAGUAUGUCCCCUCCUAUGGCUAUUCAAGCCCUGCUAACGGAGAAAGGGGUGGACCUACCGGAGGUACUCCAGGAGGUACCCCAAUGUCUCCUGGAGGAGUGGCUCACGUAACCUCUCCUGGAGGGGGCCCAUCGGCGGCGUCAGUUCACCGGUCGUUUUCCACCACCACUCCGCACGCGCCAACGAAAAACUCACGUCGGAUCGUGUCCACUUCCGCUGCUCCAAUGCGCAAGCAGAUUGACGACGCCAACGCCGCGUUGGGUCGCGCGGUGGACCCGUCACGUGACUCACAGCCCAUGCAGUCUCGCGACAAGCGCUCCAAGUCGAUCUCUUCACGGGGCGGCAUGAAGGGCGUGUUUUCGAACCUGGUGUCUUCCAUGGGCACUCUGAGUCGAAAGAACACGACUGUGCGGCGGUCUGAGUCUGACACGAGCGCGCCAUCGACGCCCAAGAUUUCGGGGCCCUACGACGCCAAACACGUGACCCACGUGGGGUUCAACUUCGACACCGGCGAGUUCACUGGACUACCCAAGCCGUGGCAGAAGCUGUUGUCGGAGUCCGGCAUUUCCAAGGUCGAGGCCGAGCAGCACCCUCAGGCGGUGAUGGACAUUAUGGCCUUUUACACCGAUCAGAAGGACGACGGAGUUUGGCAGAAGUUUGGGGGAGCCAAUCAGGCCGGUUCUGGGGCUACUGCUACCACGCCUUACAAUGCCCAGAACGGCUUUUCUCCCAUUGCGUCUCCUGGCGCCACCACUCCUACUCUGGGAGCGCUUAAUCUGGGCACUCCUCUUAGUGUGGAUCUGGAUACCGAGGGUGAUACUAGUACCAGCACUGGCGGUGGAGGUGGAGUCGGAGGGGGAGACUAUUUCGCCAAGCCGCGGUCUGCUCCCUUUCCUCCAGCAGCUGGUGGUGGUUCUGCGUCGUCUUCUACCGCCACUCUAGGCACUGGAGCUACUGCUAGUGGUGGCGCCACGACUGCUACGCCCGCCAUUCCCUCACGUGACCGAACACGUGAGUCGUCGUUGUCUUCGGGGACCUCGAACCAGGGGCCUCCCGUCACCCCCCUCGCUCUCUCUCAGUCGAGGCAGAAUCUUCGGGAGGAGGCGCCGGCAACUCCCGAGGAGAAGCCCCUGGCGCACUUUGUGGCGUCCAGAAAGGCUCCUCGGCCGCCCUCCGCGUCUCCAAAGAAGACCGGUGGUGCUGGGGCAUCUGGCGAUAGUGGUGCUGGAGCGGCUCCUCCUUCGGCUGCGCCCAAGUCUCCUCCUCCGCGACCUCCGCCUGCGCCUCCGCUCGGUGUUCCUUCGGUGCACGCUCCAAACUCGGAGUAUCGUCAGAAGAUGAUUACUCAGCUGGAGGCGUUCAACGCGAAGCGGCAGCAGGAGCGGGCAGAGCGGCAUGCGCAGAAGCAGAAGCUCGCUGCAGCGCAUGCUCAGGCUGUUCAGCGGCAGCAGCGGCAACAGCAGCAGCAGCAGCAGCAGCAGCAACAGCAGCAGAGUGCUCAGCAGGGAGCUAUGCCUUCUGUCAUGCCCCAGAUGCAACACGGGUCGAUGCAGCAGGCGCAACAAUCUGUUUCUGGCGGUUCUUCGGGUCUGACUCCCCAGCAGAAGCAGCUCAUUCAACAGAAACAGCUGUUGGAGUUGCAGAAGGCGACCGGGGGCCAGGUUGGCGGUCCGGUGACGUCAUCCACACAGCAGGUUCUUAGUAAUCCUGCUGCUGCUGCGGCGGCGUCUCAACGAAAGCGGGAGCAGCGACUACGAAAGGACCAGCAGGUGGUGGCUCGUCUGAACCAGAUUUGCACGCCUGGCGACCCCACCAAGCUGUAUCGCAACCUGGUGAAGAUUGGCCAGGGCGCUUCUGGCGGCGUGUUCACUGCGUAUGAGGUGGGCUCGAAUCUGUCGGUAGCCAUCAAGCAGAUGAAUCUCGAGCACCAGCCCAAGAAGGAGCUCAUCAUCAACGAGAUUCUGGUCAUGAAGGACUCCAAGCACAAGAACAUUGUCAAUUUCAUCGACUCGUACCUGCACGGCGGUGAUCUGUGGGUGGUGAUGGAGUACAUGGAGGGAGGUUCUCUGACGGAUGUGGUGACCUACAACAUGAUGACCGAGAGUCAGAUUGGUGCCGUGUGUCGAGAAACGCUUCUGGGACUGCAGCAUUUGCAUUCCAAGGGCGUGAUUCAUCGGGAUAUCAAGUCGGACAAUGUUCUGUUGUCGAUGCGGGGCGAAAUCAAGCUCACGGACUUUGGUUUCUGCGCCCAGAUAAACGAAAGCAAUCUCAAGCGGACCACCAUGGUGGGAACUCCCUACUGGAUGGCGCCCGAGGUGGUGUCUCGAAAGGAGUAUGGUUCCAAGGUGGAUAUUUGGUCGCUUGGAAUCAUGAGCAUUGAAAUGAUCGAAGGUGAGCCGCCCUAUCUCAACGAGUCGCCUCUGCGAGCCCUCUAUCUCAUUGCCACCAAUGGAACUCCUCAGCUCAAGGAGCCCGAUGCUCUGAGCACGAUUUUCAAGGCGUUUUUGGCCUGGGCGUUGCAAGUGUCUGCGGACCAGCGAGCCAGUGCUUCCGAGUUGCUCAAGCACGAGUUUUUGCUCACUGCCGACGAUGUGAGCACUUUGGCGCCGUUGGUCAAGGCCGCCCGAAUGGCCAAGAUUCAGGAGAAGAAUGAAAAGGCUCAGAGGUAG